Anguilla anguilla (European eel) is the source of this 618-nucleotide messenger RNA. Its product is annotated as classical arabinogalactan protein 9-like. The record is from RefSeq and is a predicted model, not a curated record. The coding region runs from base 1 to 618 and encodes 205 amino acids. Lineage: Eukaryota; Metazoa; Chordata; Actinopteri; Anguilliformes; Anguillidae. The transcript is spliced from 2 exons.
AUGAGUCCAGAGACCAUAAAUGGCAGAAGUAACAUUCCAUCAGAACAACAUCAGGACCAGCCUGCCCUCUCCACAGCUCCACCCGUCACCAGUACACAGUACCAGGACCAGCCUGCCCUCUCCACAGCAUCAGGACCAGCCUGCCCUCUCCACAGCACCAGGACCAGCCUGCCCUCUCCACAGCACCAGGACCAGCCUGCCCUCUCCACAGCACCAGGACCAGCCUGCCCUCUCCACAGCACCAGGACCAGCCUGCCCUCUCCACAGCUCCAGGACCAGCCUGCCCUCUCCACAGCUCCACCCGUCACCAGUACACAGUACCAGGACCAGCCUGCCCUCUCCACAGCUCCAGGACCAGCCUGCCCUCUCCACAGCAUCAGGACCAGCCUGCCCUCUCCACAGCUCCAGGACCAGCCUGCCCUCUCCACAGCUCCAUCCGUCACCAGUACACAGCACCAGGACCAGCCUGCCCUCUCCACAACUCCACCCGUCACCAGUACACAGUACCAGGACCAGCCUGCCCUCUCCACAGCUCCAUCCGUCACCAGUACACAGCAUCAGGACCAGAAAAUAAAAAUAGAAGCCUUCUGGAUUUUUGAACUUAACACUCAAGGGUAA